AAGCGAGCGAGCACCAACACAUUGUACUUGUGACCGUCAUGUCUAGGCUUGCCUCCAGAUCUAUCAGAGCCCUGUCGAGCGCACGCUCUGCCUCGAACCGUACCCUCGAAUAUGGCUCAGUACAUCGCGGACCUACACUCGCAACUCUGCCUCAGGCAUCCACGCCCCAAAAAGCUGCGCCGUCGUUCGGCGUAGCAUCCCCACAAUGUCGAUCCAUGUUCAUACAGACAGAGACUACGCCCAAUGACGAUCUCUCAAAUUCAUACUGUUCCUUGACACGCGAUCAGCAGUUAAAAUCUCCACUUGCAAUCCGUCUUAUGGGCAUUGAGGGUGUCAAAGCUAUUUUUUACGGUCCGGAUUUCGUCACGGUGUCGAAAGACAGCGAAAACCCGUGGGCAGUCAUCAAGCCAGAGAUUUACUCAAUACUUAUGGAGCAUUUUUCUGCCGGUUUACCACUUUUCCGAUCGGAAGAGGACAGAGAAGCCGCCGGCCCUCAGGACACUCAGAUUCUUGACACGGACUCUGAGACGGUAGCGAUGAUUAAAGAGCUGCUUGAAACUCGUGUCCGACCAGCGAUCAUGGAAGACGGUGGCGAUAUAGAAUACCGAGGGUUUAGUGACGAAGGCUUUGUGAAAGUUAAAUUGAAGGGAAGCUGCAGAGGGUGCUCAUCUAGCGCCGUAACGUUGAAGUCUGGAAUUGAGAGGAUGUUGAUGCAUUAUAUCCCGGAGGUGAAGGGUGUAGAGCAGAUCUUGGAUGAAGAGGAGGUCAUUGCAUUGGAUGAGUUUGCCAAGCUCGAGGAACGGCUGGCGAAGAAUGGAAAGAAUAAAGAUUCCAAGUGAGUCGCUUCUGGCAUCAGUGGUGGCUUAACGAGUUUACUCGCACAGGAUGGCACGAUAUAUGUCCGUAUGAGAGGCUGUUACCUUACACUACUGAAGUUGACUUUAUACUCGAUGCCUGCUGAGCCCUCCGAUGUCUACUGUAGAUCAUACAAGUAAUCUACAAUUCAGGCGUCACGAGGGUAAUGUCAGAAUUAUACAUAUUCCCACCUCACAAAA
Molecule: messenger RNA, 1055 nt
Organism: Suillus subalutaceus
Lineage: Eukaryota; Fungi; Basidiomycota; Agaricomycetes; Boletales; Suillaceae
Exons: 5
Coding region: 39-839 (266 amino acids)
Biological process (GO): iron-sulfur cluster assembly
Cellular component (GO): mitochondrion
Molecular function (GO): iron ion binding; iron-sulfur cluster binding
Source: RefSeq, a predicted model, not a curated record